AUGACACAGCAGUUGCGAAAAGACCUGGAUCAGUUCGAAAAGGACCCGGUUGGCGCUCAACUGUCGUUGAUUGGACAGAUCACAACAACUACAACCAACCUGUCUAGAACCCUUCAAGACUAUGAGGACUACAUUGUCAAGCAAACGUUGAGUUUGAACGAAACACAGAAGAUCAAGAACGAAAACAGACUUUCGAGUCUGAAAAACGAGUUGCUAGAGUACAAACUAAAGGCCCAAUCGUUGAAGAAACAGCGAGAAGAAGGUCUUGCUGAAGUUAAUAGAAACCAGCUGUUCACGAACCGGUCCACGGCCAUCUCCGACAACCCGUACGAAGAAACGGGAGUGUCGUCGGUGACAAAUAGAGUCGGCCAAAGUCGACAGGAACAGUACUCGGGACUCUCGAUGCAAGAAGGGUUGCAGAAAGAACAGUCUAUUUUGGAAAAGUCCAACCAACAGCUGGACGAUAUCCUAGAAAUGGGCAGAUUAGCGUUCGACGAUCUUGUUGAACAGAACGAGGUUGUCUUGAAGAUGAAGGACAAGAUGUCAUCAAGUCUUCAAACUCUUGGAGUUUCCAACGCUACCAUCAGACAGAUCGAGAAAAAGGCAUUUGAAGAUAAAUGGAUUUUUUACGUUGGAGCUGCUCUCACGUUCUAUGUCAUGUACCUGAUUUGGAGAUAUCUGGGCUGA
Molecule: messenger RNA, 687 nt
Organism: Ogataea philodendri
Lineage: Eukaryota; Fungi; Ascomycota; Pichiomycetes; Pichiales; Pichiaceae
Exons: 2
Coding region: 1-687 (228 amino acids)
Biological process (GO): endoplasmic reticulum to Golgi vesicle-mediated transport; vesicle fusion
Cellular component (GO): SNARE complex; late endosome membrane; ER to Golgi transport vesicle membrane
Molecular function (GO): SNARE binding; SNAP receptor activity
Source: RefSeq, a predicted model, not a curated record